CUGACAAACCGAAAAGGCAACACCCGAUGAAAGCCAAAGCUCUUUGUGUAAAACCUGUAUGCUUUUACACCAUAAUAAUAAACAGCAGAAUACGCGGCUUUAGUGUUGACAUGCAGCAGUUUAUAACGCACCAUGACCGCCUGUGAGGAAGACGACGCUGUCCGCAAUUUGGUCAAAGAUGAGCAGCUCCAGUAAAAGAGAGAGGGAGCAGAAGAGGAAACUGCAUCACUUCCUGAGUGACCUGGCUCUGCUUGGAUCCUUACAGGGUUUUAAAUACUUCCAGCCAUGGCUCAGAGGGAAAGAGGAGUUGCUGCUGACAGUUGUUAAUGAGGAUCUGGGUUUGCGUUCCCCAGGCUUUAUGGUGUCCAGAGCCUCCUCCUACUCUUCCGCCAGCAGCUGUAACAGCAGUGAUGUCUCUCCCAGCAGCAGCUCUCCCAGUCUGGCCAGCCGUAGCAGCUCCCCCCUGCCUGGGGAGCCUCUGGGCCCACGAGUCUCCCAGUCGCAUACCAAGACUCAACCACAGACUGCCAGGGAGCCCUGCAUUGAGGAGCAUCUUCUCCCAGCUUCUCCCAGUGAAAGAGAGAUAGCAGUACCUGAGGUGAACUGCACUCUGUUUUUAUUGGCCGGUUACGUCAAAUACGGACGCCCCUACGCGUGGAUACGCUCCAAUCACGAGCGCCUGGUCAACAUCGGCGGCACAGAUUCGAUGGUCAAAGACACGCCCAUGAAACUCAAGUCCAUUGCAGACUGGCAGACGCGAGCAAUUCGUGUGUGGGAUGUUGUUAGUGAGCUUGUGUGUCUGUGCACCGUUCCCUCUCCAUCCAACCCAUUUGCCCUGGACAUGCGUUACAUCAAAAGCCUUCCUCUCGCUGAUCGCUUUCUCGUCACGGGAGCUCUCCUUAACUUCCUGGAGAUGUACGUGGUUUAUGGCAACCGGGAUGAGUUGCACUAUGAUAAAGUGGUGGAGGAGGUGAAGCCUCUGAGGCGCCUUCACGUCGAAUCCCUGCUCGAGUUGCAGCGGCUUAGAGAGAGCUCCAGCAGCGCAGCAGUGCAGGGCUCUUCUGCAGAGGAGUGACUAAUUGAUUAUAAUUGUUUGUAUACACUGUGAGCCACAUCAAGAUAAAAUCCCCAAGGUGACCUUUUACUACUGUAGGGGGAAAAAAAGAAACAGCAAAUAGGUCUAAAGGGAACCUUUGAUGCUUAUAUUUACUCAUACGCUGUUACAGUGGUGGUUCCUCAUGUUGGCCAAUCAUGGCCAACGUUUCAGAGGACACCAGUUUAUGGACAAGUAAUCCCAGUGAGCACUCUGAGCUUUUGCCUCAAAGUGCUUGGCGCUUCUAUUUGCAAGGGGCAGCCAAUCAGAAGGCUUAAAGAGGGAAGAGCUGCUUGUUUCAUAUAGAGGAUGAGCUGAGGGACUGCGCCAAGCUGUGAAUCAUGUAGGUACGCCAAGAAAAUAGGGAGCCUGAAAUGACCAGGAAGACUUACUCUAGGGUUCCAAUCAUUUGUGUUUUGUUAUAGUAAAACCAGGCUUGUGUGAAUAGAGUUCCUGACAUCACCUGUGUGUGGCAGUAACCCAUCCAGCUGGAGCUGCGUCAUCUUUGCUCACGUGUCAGACUUUAAAAAUGUGCAAACACUGGAGAAAUAACCCUGGGAAAUGAGUAACAUGACUGAGA
Molecule: messenger RNA, 1673 nt
Organism: Archocentrus centrarchus (flier cichlid)
Lineage: Eukaryota; Metazoa; Chordata; Actinopteri; Cichliformes; Cichlidae
Exons: 8
Coding region: 179-1075 (298 amino acids)
Source: RefSeq, a predicted model, not a curated record